AAAAUUGAUUUUACCAAACGUCACUUUGACUUGUAUAAAAAUUCAAGUGGGAAUCUUUUACGAUAAUUUUCAAAAUUAUGAGAGUGAAAAAAAGGAAAGUAGUGGAGAUUAAUUACCCUCCGGUGCCGACUAAAAAAUGGAUUCCUCCCGACGAAAGACCGAAAAAAUCGAAAAAGAAACCGGUUUAUAUAAAACCAGAAGGCAUUACUCAAAAACUAGAAAUUUCUAGUUUGAGAAAGGUGUGGCACCAAUUCUGUUAUUAUGGGAAAAAUGCAAUAUUAUUAGGACAUUAUGGGCAAACUUCGAAAAAGUAUUUGGUUAAAACCAGGGGGCUACAAGGUGCUUGCAAUUGUGCAGUAGCCUGUAUUUUCGCUUACCUCUUUCCGAUGGACACAUGGGAUCGAAAUACAAUCGACAGGAUUCUGGAUCUAGGAAACAACUUAUACAUAACAAGUAUACAGCAAGAUCCUGACAGAUGUUUGGUUUACGUAUCCACGAAUAAAGUUUUCAAAUCAAUUUAUUUGGACAGAGAUAAAAUAUCUUUUGAAAUUGAUUGUAAAAACGUUAUUGAAACAAAAUUUUCCUCUGUAGCGGAAGACUUCGUUAAAGAAACUUUUAUGCAUAGCUUAGAAACGUUUUUUACUCAUUAUCCUUCUGGUAUAGUCACCAUGUUGGGAAAAUAUCUAGCUAUUUGGAUCCAAGAUGAAGCCUAUUAUCUUUUCGAUCCUACUGAACACACUGAAGAUGGUUUUCCUGCUUUCGGCGUACAAUGUCAUUCUAGACAAAUUGAGCAAAACUAUCCAAGAUACCCACCAAAAGGUGAAGGUUUUGCAGUACUAUACCGUUGUCUAACUUUAGAUGACCUAGUUAAUUUUCUAUAUCUCAAUUUAAAUGUACACGUCCCGAUCGCUAAAUUUACCCUAGAAGGGUGUACCGUGGAAAGAUUUACCCACCUAAAUCUAGAACCUCCAGAAAAAAUAGAUGAUUUAGAUAUGGUCAAAGAGCAAAUGUUAACGAUGGAUCAACUAUUGGAGAGGAAAAGCGAACCCGGUUUUGAUUUGACCAAAGAAAGACUCACUACAUACCUGGCCGAGAUAGAAGAUGAUAGGGAUGUGAGAAAUUUGGAAAUAUUAGAGAUCGCGCCUGAUGUUACUGAUAAUCUAUCUCCAUCGAAGCGUCCUUCUUGGUUACAAGAACCUUUCGAGAAAUCGGAUGUAUGCAAGUUUCCCAUUCCACAAAAAAAUAGACCGGAUACUAUCAGCUUUUAUAUUGAUUUGGAGCCUGAAGGUUCGAAAGGAAUAAUGAGAGCGGAUACUCAUCAGACGGACCCGAAUUUUUCCAGAUACAAAGGACGUCAAAGUAUGGGAAAUGCAAUUUCUUCUCUAAUUAUGUUGAAAUUCUACAAAUCGAGAUAUUGGGUACCUGCCUUACUGAAUAAAAUACUCAAAUAUGGUGAUCUACUAUACAGAGAUGCUAUGAUUACUAUACCAAGGACUCAAGAAUUGAAGCUAUCGAAUUUUCAAAAAAAGACCGAAUAUUGGGAUAGAAAAUUCACUCCGAAGGUUGAAGAUUUCGUCGUUGUUGGUAGAUUGAUAUCGAGCAAUUUCGAAGUACUAGAUUUACUAUCAGCUUUAGAUAGUUAUUUAAUAGAAAACAGUUGCUGUGUCAUCAUCGGUCCGAUAACUUUAUCGAUUUGGAUAGAGGACGGUAAAUUUUAUUCGUUCGAUCCAAAUGGAAGGGAUACAGAAGGAAAAGCAAUAUCCGAAGAUGAUUUACAAAUGAAUCCGAAUCUCGGAAGGGCUUGCGUCAUGUGGUUUUCGAAAUUAAAAGAUUUCGUCGAUUUGUAUAUGCAUAACGUACCGAAAUAUAUGAGGACGGAUCCAUUUUAUAUUAGUAAAGUACAAAUUACUGAUUACGUUGAUCUACCGGAAUCUUGGUAUAACUUUAAAAGUAUUUUUCCUGGGGUAUGGAUACUAAGAGGCAAUAUGAGUCAAAGUGAUAGAGUAUUUGAUGUGGUAUCAAGAAAUUUCCAAAGCCCGGCGAUGUGUUUGGUAAUGUUAGCCAUGCAACAGACAUUGCCUAUCAAAGAAUUCGUUAAAGAAACCAUAGAUGAAGUUCUAGAAAUUGGGGACAAGUUCUAUAAAGAUUCGAUCGAAAUUUUAACGGAAAAGGAACAAUUCACUGACAGGAUGCUGAUGUUAACCGACAUCAAGAAAAGUUUUCAGUGGAUGGAUAAAAUUGUGGACUUUGAUGUAGAGGAAUGUGUUUCUAAUGGUAUUUUUGAUUGUAAGGAGAAUAAUUUUGAAAAGGUUGUAAGAGAUUAUUUUUCUAAUUACGAUUCCGGAAUAAUAACCUGCAAAGUUAUGUCGGUAGCUCUAUGGAAGAAUGAAGAUAAAUAUUAUUAUUUCGACAGCCAUAAUAGAGAUGAUAAAGGAUUAUCGACGCCCUAUGGUACUGCUUGUAUCUUGAGGGCGAAUCAUUUAGAAGAUUUAAUAGAAAUUUUGUUAGCGAAUUUCGCCCCAACUAAAGAAAAUUAUUAUAAUAUUCAUAACGUAAAAAUAACUUUCUCUCAAGUUGACGCAGAUCAAUUGAUACGUCCAAUAAUGGAAUUUUACAAAAGAUUAAGCGAAAAUAAAUCGAUUUUGAGAUCCCUUUAUAGCGAAAUAUCUAACAAAUACGACUUGAACAUUGGGAAACAGACCAUACCGAUGUGUGUUAUGGCUUUAGGAUUCAACAGAUUAAAACCUUCCAUAGAAUGGAAUCAACAAGAUUUAGAUGAAAUUCUAAACAAAGGUGACGCGUAUUAUACGGCUAGUAUGAUAGAAAUACUAAAAGAAGAAGAAAUGGAACAUUUAUCUAAAAUACGAACCGGUAACGUCCCCACGUCAGGUCAAGAAAUUUCAGAGUACGAAACGAAAUCGGAAGAGGAAUCGAUUCCCAAAAAAGAAGAAGGUUCGAAAAAAUCUGAAGAAGAAGCAGUAGCGGUUAAAUCGGAAACAGUAGAAGAAGAAGAAAAAGAAGAAGAAGAAAAAGACGAACACGCUCCUCUAGAAAUAACAUUAGAUAACGUUAAAAAGGAAUUUAACAUAGGAUUUAAUAAGUUUAAUGUUGAAAUUGAAGAUGUCGAAGAAGGUUUGGUUCGACCGAAUUUGAAAGAAGCCCUUCGCAAUUUCUUCGAAACGCCCCAAACUGACGAUUAUUACAAUCAGGAAAUGAUGGUAAUCACUAAACCUUAUUCGGUUAUAACUUGGAGGGAUGAUCACGUCUGGUAUCUAUUCGAUCCCAAACCAAGAGAUAAAGAAGGUUAUGUGAUUGGCUUGGAGGACUGGAGCGAAUUCCGUCUACCGAAACCCCCCAAACAAAAGAAGAAUAGACGGGGAAUCACAAAAACACGUCCGGCGAUUUUAAACGAACCAGAAGGAGGAGACACUUUACAGAAUGUCACUAAUUACGAAGGUUUCACCGCCGGUGAAGGGCAACCCGAUUAUAAUCUAGCGGAUUACAUGGGCGGAGAAGAAGAAGAAAUCGAAUCGGAAGAAAGCGAAAUCGUUUAUCCUCAGAUGGUGCACAAGAGUUCGUCGUUUUGGAGGGAAAAAGAAAAAUCCGGUAAAGCUUGCGUUUUAGCUUUCAAUCGUUUAGAAGAACUUAUCGAACAUAUUUUCGCUAAUAUCCCGCCUAAAUUAACGCCGGAUACUAAAUUCGCUCUUAGAUCCGUCAAACUUGUCAAUAAUACAGAGCUCAAGUUGAGGUUCAAUCCGUCGUGUGAACGAAUGGAUAUUUACGAAGGAAAUUGGUAUGAUUUCGAAGAAGUCGAUCGAGGGAUGUGGAUUUUGAGAGGAACAAUGACGUUAUGUAACGAACUGUUUCCGAAAGAAAAUCGUGGAAAACAGCAACUACCAACCGCUUACGUCGCUCUGGCAACUGCUUAUAUAUUUUCAAUAGUGUGUUUCAACGAAUGCAGUAUAGACACGAUUUUGAAAUAUGGUGAUAGAUUAUGCACUUUCAUAAGGAAUUAUCGUAAGAAUCAACUGAUGAAAUUCAAUUGCAAUUGUGGCCGAGAUACCAGACUGUGCGAUGAUGAAAUCAACUGGGUAGUACAACACGAGAAAAUAACUUUAAAAGAUAUCCCGAAAAAAAUGUGUCUUUCGAAAUUUAUGGUAAAUGUAGACGUCGAACCGAACGUCGUAGUCGGUGAUAUCAACGCACAAAAUUUCGAAGACACUCUCGAUGUUAAACGUGGUCUUUCGACUUUCUUUGAAAACCAUCAGUACGGUUUGUUAGAAGCUAAAGGAUUAACAGUAGCUAUUUGGCGAGGUGCUAGGAUGUUCUACAUGUUCGAUGGAUUCAAUAGAAGUCGAAAUGGUACUAUAACUCCAUAUGGUACGGCCUGUAUUACGAGAUAUUUGAAUCUAGAAAAACUAGCUGAUAUAUUUCUAAGUAAUCUACCAAAAUAUGGUAACAAUUGCUUCACAAUUCAUAACGUCAGUAUGACUAGAGAUAUCUGUCCAAGGGAAAGGGAACCUAAAGUAGUGAUACCGCCCCCGAAGACGGUUAACGUCGGUGGAUUUGAAGAAAUAACACCAGGUAAAAGCAUUGUUAGAGGAUCCAUACACCAAGACGAUCCGAAAUUCGAUAGAAUGAAAAACUCCAUGUCGGCCCCCAUAGCAAUCGUGGCACUUACAAUGACUUUAAUCCACAAAACGAACACGUGGUCGAAACCGAUAAUAGAUGAAAUUAUUGAAAUCGGUUCUGAAUUAUAUGAUGAUUCUGUUGAAACUCUUGGGUACGAUUUCAAUCAAUGGGAAGACAAGUUGGUCAUUGAAAAUGUCAAUACUCAUUAUAACAUAGGAGUAUUGAAAGCUAGUUGUGAAAUAAGGAUGUCCGAUGUUAAAGGAAUCAUUGAUAUCAAAGAUCCAAAUACUUUGAAUUUAAGACAAGGAAUAGAAAGAUUCUUCGAAGAAAACACUCAUGGUAUCAUAGUUUCCGAGCCAAUUACUUUAGCUAUAUGGGAGGAAAUUCAAGAAGAUAAUCAACCUCUUAUAUACGUAUUUGAUCCUAACGAAAGAGGCCCUGCCGGUAUGCCAGAUAAUGGAGGCACAGCUUGUUUAUUGUGUUUCGUGAACGCAGCAUUAGCCGCCACCCAUCUCAUCGGGUGCAUACCGGAACCAAUGCAGAAAAUGUGCUGUUUCGAAAUAGCACCAAUAGAAAUAAUCGUAGGUUCGAUGAAAACGUCCUGUAAAAAAAAGAAAAUCAAAAGUAGUAUAACGAAUGUUUCUCCAAAGUGUGCCGAAGUUUCGGAAGACAAGAAAUUCCUGAGAAAAUACUUCGAACAACAAAGAAAGAAAAAAGAAGCUAAACGUAUACAACAACUUGGUCGUAAACAAUAUUACACCACGAAGGCUGGUUACUAUUUGAUUCGAGGUUACAACAGCCAAAAUUCCCCAUGUUUCACCGAUUCUUGCAGAAACUUACAAGAUAUUCCGAACUGCAUUGUGGCUAUAGUUAUGAAUCAUCUUAUUUCAGUCGAACAAUGGACUUCCAAAAACAUCGACUUGAUUUUAAUGGCAGGCAACCAGCUUUACAUAGAUUCCUACAUCGCGUACGGUCCAAAAGAUCCCAAACUUGGAAUGAAAAAUAUCGUUAGGAAGUUUUAUUUAAGACAUUUAACGAUACACGUUACAAUCUACAAACCCAUAAUUAGUGAAGUAUUUACCGUAAACGCGUUGACCAGAACGUUGAGUGUGUUAUUUACCCAAGAACAAUAUUGUAUUCUUAAUCAUUUGGAUCAAUGGGUAACGCUAUUUUUCAAAUCAGGUCUAUUUUAUAUGUUCGAUCCACAUGAGAGAGAUUUAGAAGGUUUCGCUCCAAAAAAACAAUAUUGCGGCUGCGGUUCGGCCAUUUUAAUGAGAUUUGACGAAAUCAGUAGUUUGGCAACAAGGCUAGUACAAAAUCUAUCGAAAAAAGAGAUAGUACAACAAGUAGACGAAGAGAUUGAAGCUGUUCGCGAAGAAGAAGAAGAAGUUUACGAAGAAAAUUUGUUUACGUUGUGGUUAGCAGCUGUUGAUAUUAAAUGAUUCAUUCUGUGUUUUGUCUCAAUUUGUAAUUAUAACAGAUUAUAAUAAUUAACUCGUAUACAAAA
Diorhabda carinulata is the source of this 6139-nucleotide messenger RNA. RefSeq lists its product as uncharacterized. Lineage: Eukaryota; Metazoa; Arthropoda; Insecta; Coleoptera; Chrysomelidae. Bases 78 to 6074 code for a protein of 1998 amino acids. The record is from RefSeq and is a predicted model, not a curated record. The transcript is spliced from 27 exons.